GAUCACAGUAGCCCUUCCUGAAUCUUGUAAAACCGGUGGGCCUCCAACCUUCAGCUGAAUGUGGUGUUAAGAGGCAUUAUGCCCUUGAAGGACUCAACUGCCGACUGCAGCCAGCGAAUUCUGUAGAAAUGGGGGAAAUGCCAUGCACCGCGUCUGAGGGCUCCUUUAAUAAUUACUACAACAGGCAGUUAAUAAGUUUCCAUUAUAACCAAACAGGGAAACUUGCAGACCCAAAAUAUAAGUAUCAAGGCCUGAGUGUCACCUCCGUUGUCUUCAUCAUUUUGUGUUCUUUCAUCAUCCUUGAAAACCUUUUGGUGUUGGUGGCCAUCUGCAGAUAUAAGAAGUUCCAUUCAGCCAUGUUUUAUUUCAUUGGAAACUUAGCGCUCUCGGACCUGUUUGCGGGUGUUGCUUACAUCUUCAACAUUGUGUUUUCGGGAAGCCAGACCAUGAAGCUGACACCACUGCAAUGGUUUAUCCGUGAGGGCACCAUGUUUGUCGCAUUGGCAGCAUCAGUCCUCAGUCUGUUGGCCAUCGCUAUUGAGAGGCAUGCGGCCAUUGUGAAAGUCAAACUCUACAGCGGUGACAAGAAUACUCGGAUGUGCUUGCUGAUCGGAAGCUGUUGGAUUGCCUCUGUGCUGCUGGGUGGGCUGCCGGUAAUGGGGUGGAACUGCCUGUGCCAUGUGAAUGGUUGUUCCACUGUGCUGCCUCUCUUCUCCAAGAAUUACAUUUUGUUCUGUAUCACCCUGCUCAGCAUCAUCCUUCUGUCCAUCGUCAUCCUUUAUGUGCGAAUUUAUCUGAUUGUACGAUCCAGUCACUGCGAAACUGCGGCUCCACAGACUCUGGCUUUGCUGAAGACAGUCACAAUUGUUCUUGGUGUGUUUAUUGUUUGCUGGGCACCCACUUUCAUCAUGUUACUGCUGGACUUCGCCUACACAGAAAGCAAUUUGAAGAUCCUACACAAAGCAGAAAUCUUCUUGGCCCUGUCUACACUCAACUCUGCUAUGAACCCCAUCAUUUACACUCUGAGGAGCAGGGAUAUGCGCAGAGCAUUUCUGCGCAUCCUGUGCUGCUGUUCCAUGAUGGAGAAUAAGAGCAGGUUUGAAAGCUGCUUCCCAAGUCUUCGCCACACCAGUACAUUGGACCGCUCUUACCAUAAACACAAGAUGGCAGACUCACCAACGAUGCCAGAAUGCACAACAUUUGUGUGAAUGUCUGUGCUGCAAAAGGGCCUGAUGGUGUUGAGCGACUUUACCAUGCACCAUCGAUAUGUGCACUCCACACACUUACCUGCCACAGAGACAAACACGUGCAAGAUCAGUCCUUGAGCCCACAAUGUCUGCUGUCACAACAGGACCACAGCUCAACAAAUGAUGAGCAAGUUGGAUGUGAGAUUCAGUCUAACCCCUUUCACUGUGUGACACUAUGGCAACCAGUCAGCUGACCUGUGGGAUUUAUUUUACUCUCUACAGUAACAACUUAGCAGCAGCAAAUCAGAAAUGAAUAUGCCUGACAAAGUAACCAAUGGUUGAUAUGCACAACAGAGUUUGCAGAGUCUCAUGGACAGAGUCUGUGAGCCGAGCUGCUAGAAAUCACAACGACAGACAAUGCUCAAUAGCAGAGCUUACAGGACAUAGUCUGCUGUUAAUCCAUUCUCAGACAGGAUCAUGUUUCCAUGUUAUUUGCAAUUGCAACUGGUGGCUGGAGGGAGAUGAUAAAAUAUUUUUGAGGCUAACAAGCGCACACAACAAUUUAAUAGAGCUUUGUCACAAACUCUUCUUUUUUUUUUCUCAGAUGCCACAUUAGUGUUAGACCUGACCUCCAGAGAAUGCCACUUCCAUUUAUAGUACUGUUCCCAGUGCUUCCUGCUUGGGACAUGGCCCUGUGUCUCCUACCCAUCAACAUUGCCUUGUGCUCCCUGUAUAGUGGCACUGCUGCUGCCCAGCAGCACGGUCCCCUGCCCAGUGACAUUGCUCUGCCACUAUCCAGUGACACUACCCUGUGCCCCCCUGCCCAGCAGUACUGCCCCAUGCUGAAAGGCCUGCCCUGCCUAGUGACACAGUUCUGUGCUCCCUGUAUAGUGGCUGUGCCCUUGCCCAGCAGCACUGCUCAGUGGGCUGGCACCUCCCUCUCCCCCACACUCAAUGGUAAUGCAGCACCAUUACAAUGGGAAGCAAAAUUGUUCCCCUCACUUUGACACACCAGAGGGAGGAGAGCAGCAGGAUCUCUAUGAGACAGGUUUGGAUUCAGUUCUACUAGGGGCAUAAGCUGAACCCUAUAGGGGCUAUUUAUCACCUUGAUAAUAACUUGACACUGACAGUUUGUAACUCAGCAAACUUAGAUCAUGAGGGUAGCUAAAAGAUGCAAGCCUGCUGGCCAGUUCCAGCUUGAAUGUUUAAAAUUCUAAUUGUUUUAUUUUAAACACUGGUUCACACGCCAGUUAGAAUCAGGUUUGUUUCUGCAAAUUCUGUAAUUCGGGCAUUGACUGCUCCUUUUACUUUGAUCUCUAUCACUGGUACGUGUCACGCUCUGAAAAACGGUUUAAUAUCAAAACAUAUUGUGGUUAGUUUCCAUGGGAUACUUCUGCUGUUUGAAAUUUCCAUGUAGUCAGCACCUCCCGACCAGCAUGCAGAGAAAAUUGUGGAACUUUGUAUUUGAGUCACAGAGCGUCAGGCCCGGUCCAAGACUGAUGCAGCAGCUCUGACUGCGCAGAUUUACAUUUGACAUCUGGCUCCGGAGUCCAGCUUCAGUGACUGUCUUCCACUCAACUGCAGAAGUCUCAAAACACAUUGGACAACUGGACAAUGACUGUUGAUGGUGAAACUUUCUGUAAAUGUGCUGGAAUUCUCUUUCUCAUGAAAGUAACUCAGUAUAAAAGUUUAAUGGAGCUAUGUUGCCUACAUUUCACGAAGUGAUAGAGGCAGUAACCAGUCAGUGUUUGGGAAAGCCAGGUUAUGAUACUAACACAAAUAAGGAGCUGCAGAAUCCUGGAUGGCAGUGCAAGCAGUAUCUGAUUUAUUCUCCAAUGUGAUACCAUUCUGAAGAAUGUAAAGAAAGUGACCCAGAUAUAGAGACACUCAGUGUCUUGAAGCUACCAGUGGAUCAGACUGCUCCUUUAAAUGAAGGUCAAAUUAACUUGGUUGUUUAGUUUAAAUGUUUAAGUGGCAACACUACAGCAGAAUCCAGCAAUGGAUUGGCAAUUGUUAAAUGUCUAAAUGUCAAUGUACAAAUUCAAAUUCAAAACAUAGAAUGUUAAAUGGUACGAGGACUGAUUACUGGCUGCUCAAUGAGAAUUAAUC
Molecule: messenger RNA, 3296 nt
Organism: Rhincodon typus (whale shark)
Lineage: Eukaryota; Metazoa; Chordata; Chondrichthyes; Orectolobiformes; Rhincodontidae
Product: sphingosine 1-phosphate receptor 2-like
Exons: 1
Coding region: 129-1208 (359 amino acids)
Biological process (GO): sphingosine-1-phosphate receptor signaling pathway
Cellular component (GO): membrane
Molecular function (GO): sphingosine-1-phosphate receptor activity
Source: RefSeq, a predicted model, not a curated record